AUGCAUGCAAGCCAACCUUCAGUCCCAUCUUUGAGAGUAGCCAACUUCUCUCCCAGUUCCUCCAUUUGUGAUGCCAACGCGCCGCUCACAUCACGGAGCUGCCUGAGGUUUUCAAGCUCGAGUUUUUUGGAUGCUAUUCGGGCUGCGAGAGGAGAUGAUUGCUGCGAGGAAAGAGGGUUAAUUGAGGACUGGCGAAGGGAAGAAGAAGUCCCCGCGGAGGAAAAUGCCGUUGGCCUGGACAUUGCCUUCCAGCAUUCUAUGAGGAAGCAACGUCAACUGGACUUGUUUGUAAAACGUCGGUUCAUAAGGCAAAAUCGCGAAAUUGCCCGUGCGAACUCUAUACAGUCUCUCCGCAUACGCACUCUGGAAUCCGAAGUCUCUCGACUCCUUGUGGAAAAUGCGGCCCUCCGUGAAGAAGCUAUUGCUGCGAAUCAAGAACUUGAAAAGUUGAAACAUGAUGGACAAUUGGGCUGUGAAAUCGAUAAUCUGAAAUCGCAACUGGAUGCAAAGCUGGCUGAAUUUGGAAGCUUGAUUGCAGACUUGGGUUCAUUGCCUCGAAGAAGAGGUUUGCUCUCCAAGCCAAAGCGAAGAUCCAUUGAUGGAGAAUUCCAAAUUUCUCCGGAAACGGCUCGUCGGAGAUCUUUAAUGAAAGCUGCUCGGCAGGUGACGGAUGAGAGCCGACUUCCUGCUAUUAUGGAGGACAAAUUUUACCCUAGAUUAACGCUAGAAAGUGAGGAUUUUGCCGAUCUAGUAGGUAUUGAGGGUGGAGAAAACGAUUCGCCUGGUAUAACUUCCACGCCAAUUCCACAACCAACAAUGUCGAAGACGAUGGAUCCCCCGGCGGAUGAAGAGUCCUCGACUAUUCCCACGGCCAACGAAAACCCAAUUCAACCCUCGCCGUCCAUGUCGAACUUGGGAGCGAGGAGAAGCAAAAGGGAUAGUUCCUUGCUAAAUAGUACCCCUCGAAGUAAGGAUGUUGAAACCAAUGAGCAAGAUUUUGUGCCGAUACAUAUUUCGAAAUCUGGGUCAAAGCGCAAGCUUAGCGUACGGGAUGAUGAUGACUUGAUGUCCCAAACCUUCAAUCACCAUGAUGAUUUCCAAUACACUCGACUAGCUGGAGCAUCCAACUACACUUCAAGACACACCAGCGUAGAAUUCGAAAGAACACCAACGAAAACCAACGCGAACAAGCCAGAAAGUCAAAAAGUGGAGAGAACCACUGUUCGUCGUGCUCUAGGACCAAGUCCUCUUCUCCUGCCAAAAAGAAUUCCGGCAAUGGAGAUUGGGAAAAGGAUAUCCCGAAACCUAAUCCUAAACAACCCUAGGAAUAGAAGCCACGAUGCGAUUGACAAAUCGAUUCGGGCGGUACCGUCUACCAAACAGAAGAAGCAGGAUGUUGUCGAUAUUAACAUAAUGCCGGAGCAACCUCCCGCCGAGGAAAACAGGGACAUUACCCACAGUCUCCUUGCUGAAGGUGAUACCACUUCUUUUGCAUCUACGAAUCCCUCCGAAACUCGUAUAGAACCAAGAGAUACGUCACCCCUACCGGUGAUUGGGAUGACUCGUCCGCCCCGCCGGUCCCGUGGCUCUAUAAGCUACGCAGAGCCAAAUCUUAGGGAUAAAAUGCGGCGGCCCACUAAGGAGCUUGUAGAUGCCGUUACUGGUGAUGCUCGCUUCAGGCGAUCUUCGAAGUCUGAUCUCGACUUGGCCAAGGAAAGGUGUGGUGAAGGAAAUAGCCAUGAUUCUAAUGCAUCUUCAAUGGCGUAUAAUGAUUCAUGUGCGAGUUUUCUCGGAGGAAAAGACCGAAAUAUGAUGAUUGACUUGCCGUCCAAUGUCACCGCAAACAGGAAACGCAGGACACUCUCCGCAAAUAAAUUCGAUUUCGCAACUACUCCAGAAACGGGCCCGUCGAUGUCAAGCGUGGCUAUAUCAACUAUUAUGGCGGGAAGUAAAGGGAGAAGCAAUCGAGAGAGAGAUGUUUCUGAAAGAUCCGUCGAUUAUGAACAAGAGGUUGGUCUUCGGAAUAGUUCGACUCGGACUUCUCGACGGCAUUCCUCCAAUCCCGCUACUAGUGGAACCCACUCAAGGUCACGUAGAAGUCAAAGUUCUACUACUCUCGCAAAAGAAAACGCCGUGGACGUCGAGACAGUACCGGAAUCGGCAGGGGUCAAGGCGACUAACAAACGGAGUGACGAUUAUCACCAGUAUGCUUCUUCCUCAUCCACCACCUCCUCUUCCAAUCUACAAUCCAUGAAGGGCGCGUCCGAAUUCGAUCAUGAUGCGUUCCUCGAUGGGCAUGAAGGGGCAUCCGAUGUUAAGAGGGUAGAGCGACUUGCGACAUCGAGGCGGCGGAGUAUGAUGCUGUGA
This is a messenger RNA of Histoplasma mississippiense, 2367 nucleotides long. RefSeq lists its product with no specific name. The transcript has 4 exons. Lineage: Eukaryota; Fungi; Ascomycota; Eurotiomycetes; Onygenales; Ajellomycetaceae. The record is from RefSeq and is a predicted model, not a curated record. The coding region runs from base 1 to 2367 and encodes 788 amino acids. Gene Ontology annotation, biological process: meiotic chromosome segregation. Gene Ontology annotation, cellular component: nucleus; chromosome, centromeric region.